Messenger RNA from Helobdella robusta, 882 nucleotides. RefSeq lists its product as hypothetical. The coding region runs from base 1 to 882 and encodes 293 amino acids. NCBI's taxonomy places the organism in Eukaryota, Metazoa, Annelida, Clitellata, Rhynchobdellida, Glossiphoniidae. The transcript has a single exon. The record is from RefSeq and is a predicted model, not a curated record.
AUGCGUCCGAGAUCCGGAAAAGAGUACACGAGUGUUGAGUUGAGAGAUCAGCGAUCGCUCGAUCGGUUGUCAACGGAGGCCAACCCGACCAACAACGAACUUCUGACAAAUCAUUCAGAAGAAUAUUUAAACUCACGUUCUAGCAAUUUUGAUUCCAAAAAAAAUGUUUCGAAAUUGGCCUCUCUUUACAAUAAAGAAAGGGAGAUAGCUUACGCAGCAAUGACAAGAGGUGGCGAUGGAUCUGUUAAACUUGAAGAUGACAAAGCACUAUUUGCUAAUCAAUUAGAUGCAAAAAUCACUGAACAUAAUAGUAGUUUUUUGUCCCCAUCUUUGUCGUGUAACAAAACACACACUAAAGAGAAAUCACUCUCCAGCAUAUCAUCAAACAAAACAAGUUUUAAUGCUUCUCAUAAUCAAACAAAUUGCGUAGAUUACAUCACUCUUGACUUUGAAACGUCUUCAACACAGGCCAACAAAUCGAACGACAACAACAAAGGGAUGGUAAAGUUUGAUUCUAAAGUAGAUUAUGCAUGCAUUGAUUUUGCCAAAACAAAAGCAAUCAAGGAAGCAAGUGAAGAGCAUUCCAAAAUCAGAGGGUCUUGCAGUUUGAAUGCUGAAUCAAAUUCUCUGUCAGAUUUGGACCGAACUGUUUUCUUUAGCAACAAUUCAACAAAUUUUUAUGUUCCAAUUUCACCUGAACUUCUAAACUAUGUGUCUUCUUCUUCCGAUCAUCAUCAAACGAUGAAUGCUGCUGUUAAUAAAACAAAAAGUAAAACAUUUGAAAAGCAACGAAAGUCAUCAUUAGAUUUAUUAGAUCUCAAGAAUUCCUCAUCUCAUCAUUCUAAUACUUUACCUCACAAUUCCAAACGAAACCUUCAGUAA